Messenger RNA from Coffea eugenioides, 904 nucleotides. RefSeq lists its product as uncharacterized. The record is from RefSeq and is a predicted model, not a curated record. NCBI's taxonomy places the organism in Eukaryota, Viridiplantae, Streptophyta, Magnoliopsida, Gentianales, Rubiaceae. Bases 220 to 732 code for a protein of 170 amino acids. The transcript is spliced from 2 exons.
UCUACAUUGCCUUCAAGAGGCGGGGAACGGGAAUGGGUUGGGAUAGCCAGAAGUUUACCUGGCUUAUGGACGAUAGCCAGUGAGCCGAGAUGGAGCAGGUCAACCCAAAGUUUGCAAAAUUUCAAAAUAACUGUACCAUCUAUCAUUUGCUUGAGGAGGUCUUUGUCAAUCAAGGCGCGACGAGAGAACGAGCCCAGUACUUCAGCCGAGGAGCAAGACAUGAAGACUGCUGCACGACUUGCACGGGGAAAGGGAAGGUCGGACUUUGCGGCUGAGGAUGCUGAAGUUGAGGUAGGAGGGGUCACCUCAGUGAAAGGGAAGAGGGGGAAAGGAAAGCGGAAGUCGGGUGAUUGCUCAAGCGGUAGUCCUAUGUCCACUGCCUCUGGAUCAGUGACUGACAGAUACCUCAGGGCUCUUGACACCAUUGAAUCGCUGGUUAGUCGAAAGAAGAGCUCCAGCAUGAGUGUCUCAGUUAGUUCUCCGAACAAGCAUCGUUCUAGCCGUGAUGUCUCGAAAAAAACCGACUAUGACGUUGCCAUGGAUGAACUUCAGGGAUUAGAGAACGUGCCCUACGUAGCCAAAUUUGCUGCUGCUGCUGAAAUACUGAAGGAUAAGCAAGAGCUGGCUGUUUGGAAUUUAGCUGGAUCUGACGCCGACUGCAUCACCUGGAUGAAGUUAAAAGGCUAUUUCCCGCCUGACCCUCAGGAGCCCUAUCCCCCACCCCUAUUUUAGUUGGUUGCCUUGUUCAUCGGGAGCACUUAUUUGGAGCUUGAGUUGUUGCCUUUGUUUGUUUAUACUUGAGACAAUUAGUUGUAGCAUUUGCUACCGGAACUUGGACUUUAAUUUUUCUUAGUGUUAUCAUUUGUUUAUUUAAAUUCCGGAUGCUAUGAGGCCAUGACUUUGU